ACGCCGUCGAACACGGUUGGAAACAUCUCUCUUGGCAUCUUGUCAGUCCAGUUGGAAGUGGUGCAGAACCGUCAGAAUGCCCCCGCCUGCGUCCUACCUGUCCUCCUCCUCCUCCUCCUCCUUGUCCUUCUCCUCACUUCUGUUGUGUUCCGCCACACUUGUGCUCCUGUCCUGCUCCGGAUGCGUCUGCGCGCAUUCACCCGUGACGAACUGCUCAGCCAGCGGGGACCCGUGUCAGGAUGGUGUGCUGCUGCCUGUGUGGAACCCCCAAAAUCCGUCAGUCGGGGACAAAGUGGCUCGGGCAAUCGUGUACUUUGUAGCUCUUGUCUAUAUGUUCCUGGGCAUGAGCAUCAUCGCGGAUCGAUUCAUGUCCUCCAUAGAGGUCAUAACAUCCCAGGAAAAAGAGAUAACCAUCAAGAGGCCCAACGGCGAGACCACCACUGCCACAGUCAGGAUUUGGAACGAGACAGUUUCCAAUCUGACCCUCAUGGCCUUAGGCUCCAGCGCCCCCGAGAUCCUGCUGUCCGUCAUUGAGGUGUGCGGUCACAACUUCUCUGCGGGCUCUCUGGGCCCGAGCACCAUUGUGGGCAGUGCUGCCUUCAACAUGUUCGUCAUCAUCGCAUUGUGCGUCUACGUGGUUCCUGAUGGCGAGACGCGCAAGAUCAAACACCUGCGGGUAUUUUUCGUUACGGCCGCCUGGAGCAUCUUCGCCUACAUUUGGUUGUACCUCAUCCUUAGCGUCUUCUCUCCGGGCGAGGUGGAGGUAUGGGAGGCAGUGCUGACGUUCCUCUUCUUCCCCCUCUGCGUGGUCCAGGCCUGGGUGGCCGACCGCCGCCUCCUCUUGUACAAGUACACCCGCAAGCGUUACCGCGCCGACAAGCACCGAGGCGUCAUCAUAGAGACGGAAGCGGGGCCGGGCGUGGGCGGGGCAUUAGGCCAGGGUGGCUUCACUAAAAUGGACAUGCUGGAGCUGGAUGGCCAGAUGGCGCUCAACUGCCACAGCGCUUUGGACGGCGGACUGACGGAAGAGGGCGCGGCCAAGGACGAGGAGGACGAGGCCCGGCGGGACAUGGCCAGAACGCUGAAGGAGCUCAAGCAGCGCCACCCAGAUAAAGACAUGGAGCAGCUCAUUGAGAUGGCCAACUAUCAGGUUCUGAUGCAACAGCAAAAGAGCCGAGCGUUCUACCGAAUCCAAGCCACCAGGAUGAUGAUCGGAGCCGGAAACAUCCUCAAGAAGCAUGCUGCUGACCAGGCUCGCAAGGUGGUGAGCAGCCACGAGACCCAAGCCCAAGAAGAUGACCCUUACACGGUUAGGCUGGAAUUUCAGCCCGCUUUGUACCAGUGCUUUGAGAACUGCGGCUCUCUCAACCUGACCGUCUCCAGACAUGCGGGGGACGCUUCCGUCACCGUCAAGGUGGACUACCGCACCGAGGACGGCACGGCCAACGCUGGCUCUGACUACGAGUUUGCCGAGGGAACGCUUCUGUUCAAGCCGGGCGAGACCCUCAAAGAGAUCACAGUGGGGGUGAUUGAUGACGACAUCUUCGAGGAGGAUGAGUACUUCUAUGUGCACCUAAGCAACCCCAGAUUGGUGGGCUACCCCGAGAUUAGCACCUCCCCGCUUGAUGCUGGCUGCGCCCCCAAAGCUGUGCUGGGUGACAACCACACGGCCACCGUGACCAUUUAUGAUGACGACCACGCUGGUAUCUUCACCUUUGAGAGCAGCACUCAGCGGGUGAGCGAGAGCGUGGGCGUGAUGGAGGUGAAGGUGCUUCGGACGUCAGGGGCUCGGGGGCUGGUGGCUGUUCCCUACCGCACGUUGGACGGCACGGCCAGGGCGGGCGAGGACUACGAGCCGGCGGCGGGCAAGCUGGAGUUUCAAAAUGACGAGACCAUGAAGAUCAUCCAGGUGCGGAUUAUCGACGACGAGGAGUACGAGAAGAACAAGUCCUUCAGCAUCGAGCUGGGCGAGCCGCUUCUCUUGGAGAUUGGACAGAAGCACGGUCUGUGUGUGUGUGUGUGUGUGUGUGUGUGUGUGUGUGUGCGUGUGUGUUUGCGCGCGUCAGAAUGGCUUGUAUGGUUAAAUGAAGUGUUUGUUGUUGGUUGGUCAGGAGACUCCAAUGAGAACAAACCGCCGGUAGGGGCAGAGGAGGACGAGGUGGCCAAGAUGGGCUGCCCCAGCCUGGGCGAGCACACGCAAGUCCACGUCGUCAUCGAGGAGUCCUACGAGUUCAAGAAUACAGUUGACAAGCUGAUCAAGAAGACAAAUCUUGCCUUGGUAGUGGGAAGCAGCAGCUGGAGGGAGCAGUUUGUUAGCGCGGUGACAGUCAGUGCAGGAGAUGACGACGACGACGAAAGCGGCGAGGAGCGCCUGCCGUCGUGCUUCGACUACAUCAUGCACUUCCUGACCGUCUUCUGGAAGGUUCUGUUCGCCUUCGUGCCACCCACCGAGUACUGGAACGGCUGGGCCUGCUUCAUCGUGUCCAUCUCUCUGAUCGGCGUGCUGACGGCCGUCACCGGCGACCUGGCGUCGCACUUCGGCUGCACCGUGGGCCUGAAGGACUCGGUGACGGCUGUGGUCUUCGUGGCGCUGGGCACGUCCGUGCCAGACACGUUCGCUAGCAAGGUGGCGGCCAUCCAGGACCAGUACGCCGACGCGUCCAUCGGCAACGUGACGGGCUCCAAUGCCGUCAACGUCUUUCUGGGCAUCGGCGUAGCUUGGACCAUCGCCGCCGUGGCCUGGCGGGCUCGCGGCCAAACGUUCAGGGUGGACCCGGGCAACUUGGCCUUCUCCGUCACCCUCUUCACCAUCAUGGCGUCGCUGUGCGUCACCACGCUGCUCUACCGGCGGCGACCCGGCACGGCCGGCGGCGAGCUGGGCGGCCCGAGGACUUGCAAGGUGUUGACGUCGCUUUUCUUCGUGUCGCUCUGGCUGGUUUACAUCCUGCUGGCGUCCCUGGAGGCCUACUGCCACCUGCCCGUCCUGUAGACGCACGCGUGACGGGGUCCAAAUAAUCCAGCCACGCCAUUUUGCUGUGGCGCAGUGCCAAAAUGGAGGAAGUAGAAGUUGCGCGCAGCUAACUCAAGAAAAGAGAGAAAAAGAAGUUCAUGAGGACAUUGAAAGCGGAAGGUGCAUUGGGAAUCGUUCAUUCCCCAACUUAAUCAUUACAUUGGGAUUUUUAUAUAGUGGACGUAGGUCGGGCCUCCACUUCAGUAGGAAGUCGUGAGGAAGCAUAUGGCUGCCACGCCAGAAAAAAAAACAAACAAAAAAAAAACAUUCAAUGUCACAUGAUAACACACAGCCGUUCACGCAAUACUCAACAUCACCCCAACCUAGUUUUGAGUCACCUCCUUUGUCCAAGCUUUUCAUUGUAUUUUUGUGUGCAAUCGUAAAGGAAACAAGGAGGGGGAAUAAUGAAGACGAAAACGGUGAAAUGCUGCCGCAAGUUACGUUUGCAUUUUGAAAUUUCUCAGGCUUGCACCGAUUUUUGUUUACGGACUCGGCGUACGGCCGGAGCGCGAGCCAGCUGUGCUCCUUCUCCCUUACUUAAUUGCCCCCUGCGUUCGAUUUGGAUCAUUUUCAUGAUUUUUGCAAAGCACAACAUUUUGAAGCUCCUCGUUGUUUUCACCGCAAUGACUAAGCAGGAGGACAAAGCCAAGAUGAGCCAAUCACAGAUUUGUUUGCUCCAAGAAACUGGACUUUUGUUUGUCCUCAACAAGUGAAAAAGUCCCACAAAUGUCCGUGCUCUUUAACUAGAUGGGAAUGUAGUUGAAGCUUCUUUUGUCUCUAAUGUCACUCUGCCCAACUAGAUCUUACAUGCCUUUAUUUAUUAUCAUACAAGCAUGUUUUUUUCUCAUGAAUGGUUCGCAUCUCAAAGUUAAAUCCACGAGUCAAGCCCAUCAUGCAUCACGUUGGCAUGGGCCCGUGUCGCCACCUGCAGGCCCAAAUGUUGUUUUCUAUUUGUCAAUAAACAAAUAUUAGCAUUACACAAUGUUCGUUCGUAUGCUGGAUCCGUUUAACGUUUACCACCGUCAGUUCCAACUGUUUGAUUUGCUUCAAUAUUUAUCUUGAGAAAGAUACAAAUGAUUAUCUGAAAAUAUCCCGAGCUUGGGUGUGUUGCGUGUUUAACUUUAUUGAUGCCCCCCCCUUAACAUUUGUCCGGUUCAGUAUUAUUCACCAAGUGCUUCUGUUCCAAGCAUAAGACGAUUCAUAUUAUUUUGUAUUUGUUUUUAUUAUUGUGUUUUGUCAGUGACAGCAUCAGAAAUCAGAACAUUUAAGUAAAAAAAAUCGACUCUGUGUGCGUUCGUGUGUUCGCACAUUUCUGUCACGAGUGUGUCGAUGCAUGAAUUGAACACAUUCAGAAUAGACUGUUGAUGUUUCCAAAGUAGUAAAUAGUAUUUUUCCAAAUGAACCUUGUACAAAGUGUCAUAAAUGUUUACAAUGACCCACCGAUGUUUUUUUGUCAAAGAUUAAAUAAAACUUGCGAGGUAAAUCAUCGCAGAGGUGUGUGUCAAUACUAACGAGAUGUAUGUGUGCCAUGAAAAGAAGAAAAUAAGCAGAACUUUCAAAGAUAAAGGGUUGUUUUCUUAUUUUGAAUAUGUAUGUAUACAAUAUGUGUGUAUCGACUCCGAGUUGAGAACACACACACAUGCACACAGUAAACCGUGUUUUCAUUCUCUUUUGUGCAAUAUCACACAUGAAUUUAUUGUAAUGAAGUGGGUUAUGUGGUUGGUUUAGGACAUAUGAUGCAUUUUCCUAAAUUAAAGCUGUCCCUUGUGUCUUGA
Hippocampus zosterae (dwarf seahorse) is the source of this 4785-nucleotide messenger RNA. RefSeq names its product sodium/calcium exchanger 1-like. The transcript has 15 exons. Gene Ontology annotation, cellular component: sarcolemma; axon; postsynapse. Gene Ontology annotation, biological process: sodium ion transmembrane transport; cell communication; calcium ion import across plasma membrane. Gene Ontology annotation, molecular function: calcium:sodium antiporter activity. NCBI's taxonomy places the organism in Eukaryota, Metazoa, Chordata, Actinopteri, Syngnathiformes, Syngnathidae. Bases 77 to 2989 code for a protein of 970 amino acids. The record is from RefSeq and is a predicted model, not a curated record.